Amoebophrya sp. A25 is the source of this 7634-nucleotide messenger RNA. The record is from the annotation of a GenBank genome assembly. NCBI's taxonomy places the organism in Eukaryota, Dinophyceae, Syndiniales, Amoebophryaceae.
AGUUUAUAACGAGAAAUAGGUUGUCUUCCGUUGUUCGUGUUGUAUCUUUUUCUAUAACCUGUUUCGCAAUUCUUUGCCGGCUGCACUAUCUAAGAACGACGCGAAAAAAAUCAUGGCGCCGUCUUCCGCAGGAAUGAUGCUAGCGGCAGGUACUAUUUUGGACAAUCAUGUAGAACGUGAACGUGAUUGUGCAUCCACCUCUACUCCGUCGCGAGGGCACCAAAAAACAAGCCUGAAGAACAUCCUCAAAGUGAAAGUGGUAGCACAAAAUACCGAUUUUUGAUGAAAUUUAGUAGCAAUUAUUCUUCAACUCCAACAUCAACUUCGACUGCGAGCAGGAGUUAUCGUAACAAGAACACUCAUCUAAUCUUCUUCAACGAAGACAGAGGAUAACAAAUUAGAAGUAACCAGAGAAAAAACUACGCAAACAAGAACAACGACUUACAGUCACGCUUACGACGUGAUUGCAAGAAUACAGAAGGAGCGAACCAGAACGGCUGGGUCGAACUUAUAUUCGCAAGAACUAGAACGUGCACGCCACAGAACACACUACUCAUCACAUGUAAUAGUUCUUGGCUCAACGGAGGAGAGCUAGACCGGCUGUCCCUGUGUAGCUGAAGUUGUCCGCAAGAACGCCUACCAAGGAGAAACCCCCCUCUUCGAGAUCAUAGCCUGGUCUUCGCAACGUGGUCCAAGCAGCUACAAGGAGUUGAUGGAGUAGGAGUAGUACAACUAAUUCUUCCAAAGAGUACUAACAGAAGCAGAUGAAGAAAAGAAGCAAGCGAUAUCCUCCUCGAAAUCCUCUUAUCCCGAGAACACACUGACGCCACGAGCUACUAGACUACUCCUUUUAUGAAGUAGUGCCAAAUCUUCAAAGAUGUUUGUGACGAUCUUGUUCUGGUAGGAGUUGUACAUAAACCUAGACGCCCUAGAUCUAGUGCUGCCGGUGCAGCUGGAGGACAACUGCAGGAAGUACCACUAGAAAAUGAACGCAGCACGCGAGAAAAUCAAGGCUGCAAACCGGGAACGCUUUGCCCGCUUGGAGCAAAAGAGCAAGAAGGAAUUAAGGCUAGAACUUGCUGAUAGGCGUACUUUUCCAAAAAUGCAUCUGCGUCUCGUUCCUGAAAAAAGUUGCUGAUAGGCGUACUUUUCCAAAAAUGCAUCUGCGUCUCGUUCCUGAAAAAAGCAACUGAAAUGGAAAGUGCUGUUGCACAGCCUGACCCGCCUAGUGAUAUUUUUAGUAAUAGUACCAACUCAAGAACGACUUCGGCAUCAUCAGGGAUACACACAUACAACGACUUCGACUACGCCUCUUGCAUCUACCUCAACGUCUUCCACCUCUUCUAAGCAGUAGCGCUUUCAAGAAAGCUGUUACUGGUAUACGGCAGCAUACGAAAAAUGCGCAGGUCAAAUAUCUGCAGACAGUGGAGCGGCUGCGCAUGCAGCAACUCGAAGCCGUUACCAAAGAUGAUGAUUACGCGCUCAAUGCCACGAAGGGUGGCAAGAAGACGUCGGCCGGAGACGUGCGUGAGGUUUCCCACGCACCAACGCAGGAACAAGUGGAGCAGCAUCGAACAGACGUAGCAAGAAAACAAAAAGAAAAAAUCACGAACCAUGUCUUCAUGGAAUACUGUCGACGCCAGGUCAUUCAGAAGGACAACUGCCUUACCAUACCCUUCACAUUAUGAAACAAAAAGACAGCGAGGAUGGGACUACUCAAGGUUCAUAUACCGAGCGCUAUAACUAGCUACUUAUCAAAUAUUAGCAUCUUUGCCUUCCUUACAGUCCUGAAGCUUAUGAAUGUCUUUUUUCAACUUUCACUCAAAGAAUCCUGAGAACGUGGUCCGUAUCUUCUCGCGGUCCACGAUAUCGCUCUAACUUCCUGUCUACUCUGGGUCAUGUUUAUGCUGGUCAUUAUCUCACACAGUAACAUCGCAGCUGUGUACCUAACACGCACUGGCGUUUUGGAGGAUGUGGAGCGAAUAGAGAUCGUUCGAUCCCAGAACGAAACAGCGCAACCACUGGAUAUCUACAAACUGGCUACUCGCGACGACCUUCAUCUGUGGAUCACGGACGGAUUUUUGCCCAGAAUAAAUGGCUCAGUAUUUAGUCGGUUUUCAUGAACAUGCAUUUGGUCCUACUUCCUCGAGUAUAUUAUCCUCUACUUCCAAAACCAAAAGCCAAAUCCAAAUACUACUACAGGCUAUCAAAGUGUAUAACCGGCUUGGUGGGUCUGUUGUGUUGUCGCAGAGCCGUGCGAAGAAGACAAGUUGUGGAGUGGACGAUGGGUUAAAGGCGUUUUACGGCAAUGCGCCAUGUUUUCCGGUGGAUCAACCCCUGAGCGACAAUUUUGGCUUGCUCGGUCCCGAAUUUAUUCACAGGUACGGCCUGAGUUCAGAAGCAGCAGAGGAGUUUCGGUACUACGCCUUCCUCAAUUUCUGGGACGAGAACAAUCCUAGUUUGCUCUCGCAGCCAAACACGGCUUUGGCAGAAACGGUCAGGCAGCAACAGUCGUCGUACUAUCGGACGCUCAUGCAAAGAGAAUGGAUCGAUACGGCGAGCAUCGACUUACAGCUGCGCUUUUUUGUUAUGUUUGGGGACUUCUAGUACUUCUCAGUCUUGGCAUGAUGAUUGAAAUUGAUGCACUAACUUGCAUGGUCUUCAUGCUGCUCAUGGUUUAUAACAUCAACUGCAAGAUGUAGAUGAGCAUCAAGAAGAGCGCGAGGAGUAGACUCUCACAGAUCCAUGUUAAUUUGAUAUAUCCGUACUGCAGGAAUGGUGAAGACUCAAAACGAAAAAUGUUUCCCGACCAAAUUUGCCGAUAAUCGUCUCUAUCUCUUUGAUUCUUCUCUUCUAAGUUUGCAUACAAUCCAGAAACGAAGGUCUAUAUAAAUGCGAAGUUAGAGUUCGUUUUUCAUCGGGGCGGUUGGAUAGAAAAAAAGCUGGACAUACACGCGGAGACAAGUGACCUCUACGAAGACGGCAUGGCCAUUAUAUACGACAUUAUAUGGGUACUAUUUCAUUUUCAAAGUACGAAAUACUGUCAUAGUAUGUUGAUGACCACUCUACAUUCUCUUUCUCAUCGUCGUCUUCUCCUCCCCUCUCCCAUGAUCCAAUGCUUUUAUCUUCGAACUCGUCAGCUUAUUCUCGUCGGCAUAUUGAUGUUCGUGGAGGUGCAACAGAUGAAGCUAGUGCAAGGGAGUAUGGAUUUGAUGGCUAUGAAGGCGUGGAACUGGGCUUAUUGGGAGUACCUGAGGGAGUACUGGCAGGACAUAUGGAACUUGAUAGAUUGGCUCAGCGUUGGACUUGGUAUUUCACGUCUAUCCACAUGUUGUGUUCUACUUGCUUAUGACUUGAGGAAUUAUUUGCAAGAGAAGCGCGCUAUUCAAGCAUUUUUUAUCAAGCAUUCUUCCAGAUCCAGAUUCUCGUUCACAAUCGAGUUCAUUAGAAAGUUAAUUUGUGCAUGCCUGCUACAGAAAUAGAAGUGAAAUUUUCAAUGAGCCGCGGUAUGCAUCACUUGUUUUCAACAGUACUGGUUGCAUUCUUGUUUUGAUACAUCACAACGGAACUCUUUGUCCAGAUCAACACAAUUUUCCAACUUCCACCAGGUUUUGGAUUCGUAUUCGAGAUCAUGGCUUUGCAGUCGCUGUUAUCGGACCUCGUUCAAAUGUUCAAGAACAUAGGGCCGUCCGCGAUCACUACAGCAGCAGGAACAGGACAAUUCGGGAGUGUUGGUCGAGGUCUAAGUGACUAUUAUCAAUCGAAUCUGGAGAUUCUCAAGCUCCUGGACGACAUCAAUGACAAGCGAAAAACGGUGCAGCUGCUGGGAUUCAUCUACUCCAUGCUCAUCAUUUUAAGGUUCUUCAAGGGAUUCCGAGGACAGCCGAGAAUAGCGAUCAUGGGGUUGUCGUUGGUAAGAAACAUAACGUGAAGAUUGUGUUUGUGGAUGCUUGUGCUUCACGUUCAUCAUAUACUUGAGGAGACAGAAACGGAUACUCUAUCUACUCAUCUUUAUCGCUAUUGAGGAAGACGAAUGGUGCUGCUCUUCAGUCUUAGCGAGUCUCUUUGUCUUUACGGCUAAAGAACAUUUCUUCAGUUUCACGUUCACCAUCUCCUUUCCCAUAAACAUCCAGGUAAGUGCCAUGUACGACAUGCUGCAUUUCUUGAUCAUUUUCUUUCUGGUGUACGUGAACUACUCGAUAGGUGGGUGGAUUCUUUUUGGACCACAGUUAGAGGAGUGGAACACAUUGCUGCGGUCUAUUGGUGUUACGCUCAAGGUCAUUUUCGGAGACUUCGACUUCGAUAGAAUAUACGCCACAUCGCCAGUCAUUGCGGUUUUGUGGUAUUUUUUAAUGUUCAUGGCUCUUGUGCCGUUAGAUUAUGUUGUUGAACGACUUCUAAUUGAUUCUCGGCUGGUGUGCAAGAACUAGAACUACUAUUUCUUCCUAUGAUUUCUUCCUUCUGUUUCUGGUGCUUGUGAUAGUCCUACUAUCUGUAACAUGAAAUGAUCAAAGCAUCUUCUGCAGAGGCCCACGAUGAUUUUGAGAUCAAUCUCCUCUCGUCCACCAGGUUCUACUCCUACAUAGUGAUCUGCUUAUUCCUCGUGCUGAAUUUGCUCACCGCUUUGGUCUACGACAAGUACAUGGGUGUAAUGCACAGUACGAAUUAUCGUGGUGCGAAGACCAUGUGGGAACAGGUGAAGUCGAUAGUAGCAGACACACUAAUGUCCCAGUCUCAAGACGUAGAUCGAGCAACCGGAAAGCCUAGGACCAUCGACUAUGAAGCGUACUGAUUUAAUCAUUGAAUUUCUUUAUACAACUAAGUAAGUAGAAGUACGUGUAGUUGAGUGGUCUUCUUCUAUUUCACAAUUAUGUCCGUUGUACUAGAUCUGGAACUCCAUUGUUCAAUGAAUAAGAGUAACUUUCUUGUUAUUUUGACAAGAACUUCUGCUUCUGGUUCUGUUUCCUCGUAAAGAACUUGCAUUACGACUACCCAAGGGUCCCAUUCAUUCUUCUCCUCGAUGUCCUCAGAAUAUACGAAACGAUGAAGGAAUAUGUGGACAGGGAUGAGGUGAUUGCAGAGAACCAGAAAAUCGAUGAGGAGAACGUCGAAUUUAUAAAAAACGGCGAGGAGCCAAUAGAUCCAGACCUCAAGUUAAGCUUCAGCGACCUCUAAUCGUUGAUCAGAAAAGUUAAAAUCUAUUAGUACGUCUGAUUGUAUCAGUAGCAGAUUAUUUUCUGUUGAAGAAUUCUGCAUUUUAUGAACAAGAGGUAGAGGUGCCGCUGCUGCCUCUAAGAAAAGCCAUCCGAUUAAAGCUAGCAAGAGCGCGGAGCACCAAGAACGAUUCCGAGUGGGCAAUAACAAGCAUAGAGCAAGUCUUUGAAGGCCACUUCGCGAAUUCCGCAAUUACACGAGAUUUCUUAGUGGAGAAAUGUACGAAUAGCUCCUAUUUCUUCAUUGGUUUAUCAGUAGGCAGAGCCAGAGGUCUCCUUCUUGGACAAAUAUGAUCUUCGUACUGACAUUGAGCAAAAGCGCCAUCCCUUAGCAAGAAAAACUACAAAUUGAUACCUGCGCAAGAUGUUGCAGUGCCUUUCAACGAACCUCAACUGCCAGGUGGCACUGACGUACAUCAGGCGAUCUAUCUUAUCUCGAAGUGCAUCCAGGAGUCGCUAGACGAUGCCAAGACCCUAGAACCGGAACAGUUUCUGGCCUACACCAUGCGCUUCUUAUGGACAUAACCUCCUUAUCAUGAUUUGGAUUUUGUUCAAGAGGUAGAUCUAGAUGUAAUUGCUAUUGGCACGACUGCUAUUCCCUACACAUAAUUGAUUUAACAGAUCCAAUUCCAAUACCAAGUAAUUUUAUCGCGUUGUCGUGUACGACAACAACUACCACAAGCUUUCUGUUUUAUCAACAUGAUCAUCAUGUACUUGUAGUGGUAAAAAAAAUGUAAGAACCUCAACUUCUACUUCAUCGCAAUCACAAUCGCAGGCUUAUGAAUUCUAAUUCCGGAGUUUCAGGACUUGCAGGAGCAGCUCGACGACUUGCGGCAUAUGGUUUUUACGUUGCAAGACCUCACUGUGAACCGGCAAGAUCGGUUGAUAGAAAUGUCGGACCUAGUGCGCGAAAACAUCGAAAAUAUAGAACCAUACCUAGACGAGGAGUGGGAGUUCGUUCCAACGGGCUAUCAAGACAGGAGCACAUAUCGUUAAGGCUUACAGUCUAAUUUAUCUUUUUAAGAAGCAUCUUUGGCCUCUUAUUUAAGGGGAACACGUGCCAAAGAUGCAGCUUUCCAAGAUGAAUAUUUAUAAGUAAGGUCUAACAUCAGCAUGUGUACGAAGACAGGGUGCAAGAUACGAAGCCGCUGAACUACAGGUUCAUGGACCAAGGACAGAAAGAUCGCAUCGACGAGGACAGAAAUCACCGCAAAGGGAAUACAAAUCUUAUGACAUCGCUGUGCAUCUUCUUCUUCAUCCACCAGUUUUUGUAAUUUGUAUUUGAUGGAGGAGAAGCAGAAGGACAAGGAUAAAGUUAAAUUAUAUCGACAGUGGAUCUGGAUGUAUUUAGACGCACGCGCGUGCUUUGGCGUCAUCAACAUCUCAUCUAGAUAGUCCUUGUAGUAUAGUGUUAUCGCCUUCUUUCUCCCUUUGCUGUUGCUGCAAAUGCAAGGAGGGAUAAAACUUGUUGAAAAUAACCCCGAAGGAGAAGACAUCAUAGAGACAUCAGUCUCGCAUACAAUCUGCUCUAAGAUCUCCUUCGGCGACCAAUCUCAGGGUGCGGAAGGAUCACAGGAGGCUCAGCCGAUGCCACUCGAAAACGGCAAUGUCGAUGCAGCGGUGGCGGAAAUCGAGGCCACGGUAGACGCCGCUGUUGGUGGAAGCCAGUAAGCGUGCACGCCUUUCUCCUAUGAUGUAUUCCUAUUGCAACAGUGGUUUUACAUUUACUAGACCAAGUUUUAUUUUUAUCACUACAACGUCAACAUCCAGCUAGGGUUCUAUCUUCUAUCGUGAUUACAAUUAUGCGCUUGCGCGCUGAUUGCAGUUAUAUGAGCUUGCUUAUAGUGUCUAGAUUUACGCAAAUGCCUCGGUCUCCACUUCCUUCUAUGCCUCAUUCCUUAUAACAUUUUCAUUUUUUGCUUAUUCAGGACGCCUGCAUUCAUCUACUCUUCCGUUUUGUCAAUGCUUAUUUCUACGUAGUCAGGCUCUCGCGCGGUUUUGUGUUUUUUGAUGUGAUCGAGAGCUUAGAGCUGCAAAGGUUUUUUGAACCGGGAUUGCGAAACUGUCACUACUAGAAACUGAAACAGGCACCCGCAUUUAGACAGAGAAACUACUGCUACAUAUGAAACAAAGAAAAGUUCCAGGUUUUCAAGUUUACUGUGUUACUACUUCUUCAGCCUUUUUCGAGUGAAAAAAGACAUUCACGCGACACGGUCACCCUGACCUCAGUUCGCUGGUCGUUCCCGUAGACGACAACAAGAAUGAACUCCCCCUCUCUACGACGCACUUUGCUUGUGCUGCGAUAUUGCCGCGCGCCCCGUGAUGUUGACCCUUCCAGGAAGAACAGACUAACUCUCGCGAUCAGGAACUGGAAUCAACAAGAACUCCUUAUUACUAAUGGUUCUUUAAUAGCGUCUCCCA